Messenger RNA from Bufo bufo (common toad), 5041 nucleotides. RefSeq names its product Nik related kinase (gene NRK). Gene Ontology annotation, molecular function: protein kinase activity; ATP binding. The coding region runs from base 149 to 3856 and encodes 1235 amino acids. Gene Ontology annotation, biological process: protein phosphorylation. NCBI's taxonomy places the organism in Eukaryota, Metazoa, Chordata, Amphibia, Anura, Bufonidae. The transcript is spliced from 32 exons. The record is from RefSeq and is a predicted model, not a curated record.
ACACACUUCCAGUUCUAACCAUGGGCUGACACUCACUGACAACUCUUCGAUAUGCUACCAGAAUCGAUUCCCUGCAAACAAGUUUAAAGGGGAAGAAUCAAAAAGAAAAACUUUUUUUUUUUUUUGCACUCUUGAAAGCAGAUGAGAGAUGGCAAGAAUGCUGACAACCAAGAGCCUGGACUCCAUCGACUUGGCCUUAUUGAGAGAUCCUGCAGGAAUUUUUGAGCUGGUGGAAGUGGUCGGAAAUGGAACAUAUGGACAAGUCUAUAAGGGGCGGCAUGUGAAAACGGGACAGCUAGCAGCAAUUAAGCUUAUGAAUGUCACGGAGGAUGAAGAAGAAGAAAUAAAACUUGAAAUUAACAUGCUGAAGAAGUACUCCCAUCACAGAAACAUUGCUACAUACUACGGAGCUUUUGUCAAGAAAAGUCUAGCGGGUCAGGAUGAUCAGCUUUGGCUGGUAAUGGAAUACUGUGGAGCAGGGUCAGUUACCGACUUGGUCAAGAAGACAAAAGGCAAUUGCUUUAAAGAAGAUUGGAUUGCAUACAUAUGCAGAGAGGUUCUGCGGGGUCUGACUCACCUCCAUGCUCACCACGUUAUUCAUAGGGACAUCAAAGGGCAAAAUGUUCUCCUGACAGAAAACGCAGAAGUGAAAUUGGUUGACUUCGGCGUGAGCGCCCAAUUGGACAGAACGAUAGGCAGAAGAAACACGUUUAUUGGAACUCCCUACUGGAUGGCACCUGAGGUCAUUGCAUGUGACGAGAAUCCAGACUCCACAUAUGACUAUCGGAGCGAUCUCUGGUCUUUGGGAAUCACAGCUAUAGAGAUGGCAGAGGGAGCUCCACCUUUAUGUGACAUGCAUCCUAUGAGAGCACUUUUCCUAAUCCCUCGAAACCCGCCUCCAAAAUUGAAGUCAAGGAAGUGGUCAAAGAAGUGCCUUAAUUUUGUCGAUACCUGCCUUAUUAAGAACUACACUCAUCGGCCUACAACCGAGACCCUGCUUAAACAUUCCUUUGUACGAGAUCUACCAAAUGAACGCCAGAUACGCAUCAUGCUGAAAGAUCAUUUGGACAGGACAAGAAAGAAGAAGGAAAAAGAUGAAACAGGAUAUGAGUACAGUGGAAGUGAGGAGGAUGACGAGGAGAUGAAUGAAGAUGAAGGCGAGCCAAGCUCCAUUGUUAAUCUUCCCGGUGAAUCGACUCUCCGUCGUGAAUUCUUGCGAUUGCAGCAGGAAAACAAGAACAGAUCAGAUCCUCAGAGACAGCAGCAAUUACAGAAGCUAAAAGACCAGGAGAAAUACAAAAAACAGCUCCUGGCCGAACGCCAGAAACGGAUCGAGCAGCAGAAGGAGCAGAGGAAAAAGCUGGAGGAUCACCAGAAGAGGGAGCUGGAGCUAAGAAAGAUCCAAGGAUAUGAGCAACGAUCAACAGAAUGGGAAGAGCAGAUAAGAGCUGGAAGAGGAAAAAACGACCGAAAACAGAUGGAUAAGGAGAGAUGUCUCCUGGCAGAAAUACCUGAUGGGGUAGAAAAGAAACAGUAUGAGGAUCUCAGGCAGAAAACAGAUGGAAAAAGCACUCCUACUGGAAUCUCACAUUCUCAAAUGCAAAAGACUGAGGAAACUCAUAAUCAGAGGAAGCUUCAUCGGACUUUACCCAAAGAUCAGAGCCAGUUACUGUUUCUUCAACAUGACCAUAUGGAGAAGAAUGUACAGUCGCCAAAGAUCGCUUCAGAUCUUAAAAUCAUUGGAGCCACGAAUGAAUUAAAGAUUUCAGAAAAGAGAAUCCCAAAUGUUGACCAGUGCAAUCUUAAAUGGACAGGCUUUGUACAACAGGCACAUUCCAGACUUGGGUCUGGAAGCAGUUCUAGUCCAUGUACACCAGCUUUGCCUAGAGCCAUUUUGGAGAAUGAAAAUCUCCGUUCCAGUCGAGACAAUCACUGCAGCAGUUCCCUUUCUGACAUGAUCAGAAGUCCUCUGACCCCAGGAAAAGAUGAAGUGUUUUGGGGCUCAGCGCAAGGUGAAGAACAGCCACCUAAGGUUCCAGAGAGGACCACAUCAAAGUUUUAUAAGGACAACCGAGGCCACCAAAGAAGCCCAUCUGGCAGCUUCCUCCAGCAGUCCAAGGAGCAGCCUGACCACCCAGCAAAAUGUAGCAGCAUGGCUGGGAAUGCCAAUCAGAGCAGCAGGUUAAAACCAGAGUCUCCAAAAGAUAAGCAAGUGGUACAGAAUUAUCCCCAGCAAUUAGAGAAGGCUGAAAAUGAAUUACAUCUGGAUUUCAGAAAGAUUUCAAAUCACAAUUUUGUGGCAAAAGGAAGUGAAAGUAACAGGUCCUACUUAAAAGCAUCAUAUUACUCCUCUUCCAGUGAUGAGAUUGGCAGCAGUGAUGAUGAUAUCCAGAAAAAAAGGCAACCAUUGAGCAAUGGUAUAUUGGACAUCUCAAGAACAAGACCUGCAGAUGGAAAAGCAGAGAAACCUCCGAGCAGCAAGCAUCAAGACAAGGCGGCUGAACAGCAAAGUUGUAGCAGCAAUCAAGGACUCUGGAGCUCUUACAAUCAAAAUUAUCUCCUGCCAGAUCUUCUGCAACAGAGCCAUCCUUCAGAGACCUCAGUGAAUCAGCACAAAACUCCUCAAAAAAGUCACAAGCCUGUGAACAAAUCUCUGAAUGAUCAGAUGCCAAAUGGCGAGAGUCCACUGCCAAAGAAUAGCUCAUCCUCCACUUCAUCAUUUAGUGCAUUCAUCGACCCACGGCUACUGCAGUUCUCACCUCCAACAAGCCCUACAUGUUCCUCUAGUGGCACAAAAGUUGAGCCUUUCCGCAGAGAAAAUGCUAGGAAAGGAUCGGUUGUCAAUGUUAAUCCAACAAAUAUUCGACCUCAAAGUGACAGCCCUGAGAUUCGCAAGUAUAAAAAGAAAUUCAAUUCUGAGAUCCUCUGCGCUGCUCUAUGGGGUGUGAACCUUCUGGUUGGAACAGAGCAUGGCCUAUGGUUCCUGGACAGGAGUGGACAAGGCAGAGUUUAUUCCCUUAUAAGCAGAAGACGCUUCUACCAAAUGGAUGUUCUGGAAGGACUGAAUAUUCUCAUCACCAUUUCAGGCAAGAAGAACAAAUUGCGGGUUUAUUACUUAUCAUGGUUGAGAAAUAAAAUUCUACGGAAUGAUCCAGAAGUAGAAAAGAAACAAGGCUGGGUAUCUGUGGGGGACCUGGAAAGUUGUGUACACUACAAAGUUGUUAAAUAUGAAAGAAUAAAAUUCCUUGUUAUUGCUCUGAAGAACUCUGUGGAAGUGUAUGCAUGGGCACCAAAGCCAUACCAUAAAUUUAUGGCUUUUAAGUCAUUUUCAUCUCUGCAUCAAAAACCAUUAUUUGUCGACCUAACAGUGGAAAAUGGGCAGAGGCUGAAGGUUAUUUUUGGAUCUGCAGUGGGGUUUCAUGCCAUUGAUGUUGACUCUGGGACAGUGUAUGACCUUUACCUGCCCACACAUAUCCAGGGAAAUAUUCACCCUCAUGCAAUUAUCAUACUUCCCAAUACAAACGGCAUGGAGCUCCUGCUGAGUUAUGAAGAUGAAGGCAUUUAUAUUGAUACAUAUGGACACUUCACAAAGGAAACAGUUUUACAGUGGGGUGAAAUGCCAGCCUCUGUUGCAUAUCUUCAGUCCAAUCAAAUCAUGGGCUGGGGUGAGAAGGCUAUUGAACUGCGUUCUGGAGAGACGGGAACUCUAGAAGGAGUGUUCAUGCACAAAAAGGCACAGAAGUUAAAAUUUCUGUGUGAAAGAAACGACAAGGUAUUUUUUUCAUCGAUACAAUCUGGUGGCAGCAGUCAGAUUUACUUCAUGACCCUAGGACAAAAUGUUCUCUUCAACUGGUAACUUGGUGUCAAGCAUCUUGGGAAUUGCAGACCACAGCGGUGGCUGUGAGACAAGCCUCCUAAAAGUGUGCACCAUAAACCAGGAACCCAGAGGAGCUGCACAUUUGUAGUGAAUGUAACUCCUGAGUAUGAAGUAAGAAGAAACAGAGUCUGGGAAUGGCUUGUAGCAUUAGUUAUAUCUUGUGGUUACAUCUACAGUUUGCACACGCCAUUUUCAGGUUAUUGAAGAAAUUGUUUCUCUGGCUAUUGGUGAACCAAUAUUGCUGAGUGCCGGAGGUCAUAGAGUUAAUGUAGCAGAAGACAUAUAGAUUAAGGUUAGAUACAUUUAUCCCCGAGGAAACAAGCAUUGCACACACUAUACUGGUACAAUAUCUCAUGAAUUAGAUCUGCAUAGCAGUGUAUAAUAGGGAAAUCUCAGUCAGGACAGGUAUUAAAUGGGUUUUCAAACAAGAAAUCUAUCAAUGGCAUUCUAACCUCUGACUCCUUUAGUAUUAAUGAUACAGUUAACAUUCAUUCCUAAAGGAACACUAAACCUAGAAAUAAAUGAUAAAAGUAAAUAGGAGAUAAACUUAUCGACAGCAACCUGGACACUUAAACAUAGAAAGAGCAGAGAUUUACUGUAAAAAAAUGAAUUCAAGUCCUACUGAAUAUUUUCCCAUAAAACUAUAUAUCAAUCUGCUCAGCUCCUCCUGCUCUAUAACAUGCUGCCUGUAGAUCAGUGUCACAUGUUUCCUUUAAGCCUUACUCUAUUUAGAUUACGGCUUCUAUAUACAAUAGAAUUCACAAUGCUCUACCAGAUCUGUCGCACAACAGACUACAACCCACCCAGCAGAUCCCAUUGCCUUAUAAUGAGGUCUAUUCCACUGAGGCAUCCAUUGUUUUGAUGGAACAAACUGUGAUGCAUGCGAAUGUGAACAUAGCCUAAGUGGUAUGUACUAUGGGGGAUAUUUAUUAAGACCGGCGUUUCAGACCCCUUGCGCUGGAUCCGGCCGGCCUCCACAUAACUUUGGUACAUCCACCACCGGUCUAAAUGUAAGCCAGCUUUCUUGCGGGCCAUCCCGUCCAAGGCAGGACGUCCCCUUCCCCACCCAUGCCACGCCCCCAUUUUUAGACAUGGCGUCAGCGGGAAAAAGUCACAGAUUGCUGCGCAAAUAACCUUUGUGCCACAAGCUGCGACAGAUAUAUG